This is a messenger RNA of Lactuca saligna, 336 nucleotides long. The record is from the annotation of a GenBank genome assembly. NCBI's taxonomy places the organism in Eukaryota, Viridiplantae, Streptophyta, Magnoliopsida, Asterales, Asteraceae.
AUGGUGAUGGGACGUGGGCGGUUGUUGAUGUAUCCAUGGAUAAUAUGGGCUCAUCGUCAAUUUCAAGAUGUUAGGAGAAGGCCCUCUGGCUGCUUGAUUCAAGAACUUCCUAAUGGUUACUCAAAGGUCACUUGGAUUGAACAUGUUGAAGUUGAUAAUGGGGACGUUCAUGAUAUCUAUAAGGUACUAGUAAACUCUGGUCUUGCAUUUGGUGCAAAAAGAUGGGUAGCCACAUUAGAUAGACAAAGUGAACGACUUGCAAGUGCAAUGGCUAACAAUAUUCCUGCAGGAGAUGUCGGAGGCAAGUGUCCUAGUUCACAAUCAUAUCUUUCCUAG